CUUUAGCCUUCCAGAUGUUUUGGACUUCAGCUCCUAGAAUUCCUCACUAUUGACCAAGCUAGCAGGGGCUUCUGGGUGCUAAAGUACAAAACCUCUGGAGGAUCAAAGUUUGGGAACCAUUGGUGUAUAGGCAGGGCUUGGUGAACAAGUCAAAAUCAUCUCAGUUUAUUUUCAUGGUUACACGACUGCUCUUACAGUGUUCUUUGUGCACUUUGUGGCUUUUUCCUUUUUGAAGAUCAAGCCUUUCAAAGGGUGCCUACAUCUAACUUUUCGUAAUCAGCCCUUUGAGCAAAUCUGUUUGCUUGCCUGCCCUGCCCUGUCCUGCCCUUGGCCACAAGGAGAUUGGAAAUGGCUGGGCUCUGUGAUAUCACGACUCCACACAACGUGGCAGGGGUUCGGCUGCUGAAAGUGACUUUGAACCUGAGACAGGUGCUCAAGCCUGGACAAUACUUGCCAAUUCUUCUGUGAUGUUAUGCCACACUCCAUCAUAGUGUGAUUCACACAAUGCCUGGGAGGCCUUGCAGAAUUACUCAGCCCUCUCCCCUCUUUCCAGUUGGAAGAGUCACCCUCCUUGUUACAUCAAAUAUGACUGUGUGCAUCUCAGAAGCCCAAAGGAACAACAAGAUGUCAGACUAACGCUCCCAGUCCUUGUCAGGGCCAGUCCAGAAAACCAUGCAGUCAUCAGGGCACAGGUUCCGCGACGUCGAGCAUCACCCGCUACUUGCCGAAAAUGACAGCUACGAUUCAUCGUCCUCAGAGUCUGACAUGGCCGACAGGGUCUGGUUCAUCCGCGACGGCUGCGGGAUGGUCUGCGCGGUGAUUACCUGGCUCCUUGUUGUCUACGCGGAUUUUGUCGUGACAUUUGUCAUGCUGCUGCCUUCCAAAGACUUUUGGUACUCUCUCAUCAAUGGGGUUCUCUUCAACUGCUUGGCGGUCCUUGCUUUGUCCUCUCACCUGAGAACGAUGCUGACUGAUCCUGGGGCUGUUCCCAAAGGAAACGCCACAAAAGAGUACAUGGAGAGUUUGCAGCUGAAACCAGGCGAGGUGAUCUACAAGUGUCCCAAGUGCUGCAGCAUUAAGCCAGAGCGUGCCCAUCAUUGCAGUAUCUGCAAACGAUGUAUUCGGAAAAUGGACCAUCACUGCCCAUGGGUUAACAACUGUGUGGGAGAAAGGAACCAGAGGUUUUUUGUGCUUUUUACUAUGUACAUAGCUCUAAUUUCAGCCCAUGCUCUCAUCUUGUGCGGGUUUCAGUUCUUUUCCUGUGUCCGAGGACAGUGGAUCGAAUGCAGUGACUUUUCCCCACCUGUGACUGUGAUCCUGCUGAUCUUCUUGUGCCUUGAGGGUUUUCUGUUUCUUACAUUCACUGCGGUAAUGUUUGGCACCCAAAUCCACUCCAUAUGCAACGAUGAAACGGAGAUUGAAAGACUGAAAAGUGAGAAACCCACAUGGGAGCGGAGACUACGCUGGGAAGGAAUGAAAUCUGUCUUCGGGGGCCAGCCUUCUCUGCUGUGGAUAAAUCCAUUUGCUGGAUUUCGAAUCAGACAGUUUAUGCUGAGAGCCAAGAAAGGAGGUCCUGAGUUUUCUGUCUGAGCCUGCCGAAUCAUGUUGGAACUCAUUUAAAAGAGAGAGAAAAAGUGGUAUAUUGUAUUUAUUGAGCUCAAGGGGGAGGGAAACCUGCCCCUGUGUAACCUGUGGCCAGUGAAGAUUGACACAUAUGGAACCUUUUGCUUGUAGCAAGCAGAAUUUUAUACAUUUAUAAUCACAGGCAUCUCAUCAACUCUUGGAAGCGUGGACUGGAUACUGCCACAUACGGCUUUUUGCGCAGGACAACAGAAACAACCAAGGAAAGUGGACAGUCACACUAAAGAAGCCAAAAUAUUGUCUAUACUACUGUAACUUAUUAUUUUAGAGGACUAAUUAUGCAUUUAUUUUUUUUCAAACCCCUUUUGUUUUAUACGUGUGUACUUUUUAUUUUUGUAAGGAUUUAUCUCUGCUGGUUUUUUUUUCUUUCAAAUGGGACUUUGUGCUGUUGCACAGUUUGUCAAUCAUGAUACAUAGGUAUAAAUGCUGGAAAUUGCUAGCCAAAAUCAAUCCCCUUUUAAUGCAUCCCGCUAUCAUGUCAUUUUUUCCAGUUUGUCCCAAGAGCCCCCCUGAGCUAUAUCUCUGCAUCUGUCGUCCAGAACGAAAAGAGCAACAAAGUAAUCGGUACCCAUCAUUUCCAUAGCCUCACAAGAUGUCUUUAUUUUUACAAAUGAAUUUAAAAUGUUGACUGUGCUGCGCAAUCGUAUUGCAGUGCUAUCGUUUGCCCAUUGAGAUUUAUGCCAGUUUUGCUGUUCAUAAUCAUUGAAGGAAGAGUUGGGAACCUAAGGCCCUGGUGCUGAAUCCCGUCAUCCUGACAUCCAAACUUGGCUCUCUGGCUUUCCUCUGAUUGUUGUAUCCCCUUUUCUGUGGCAUCAUUGUCUGGUAGGGUUUUGUCUGUUUUUCCCCUCCAUUGUAAAAGGAUGAAAUGCCUCUCCUAAGGCUUAAGUAAUUUUUAAAGCAAGAGCUUUAAACUAAAACAGACUGGUAUUAUGGACACCACCACCCCUUUAUUUUUCAGCCAUUGGAAAGUGGUUUCCCCCAAAUUUCCAAAAUUGAAUUUGGGUCCAAAGGGUUUCCCCCACUUUGAUCUAAGCCUUAGAUUGUAAAGAAACUCAUCUCUUGCCAUUCUGGCAUCUCUGAGGAAGACCUUUGGGCUUUCCUGUGGAAAAAAAAUGGAGGGGAGGGGGACAGGCAAAUUAUCCCUGUGGAACAAAUGGAUUACAGAUGGGAACCUUCUUAAUCCAGCAAACAAUGUGCAAGGAAUUGCCUGUGCUCCAAGAUGAACUCUGUGGAAAGUAUGUUUAAAAUGCUUUAGUCAUGAUGUGUGACCUGCUUUUUUUAAAAAACAUGAUUCAUUAAAACAAAACAAAAAACCCAGAUUGAGAUGGUAAAAACAGUGUUUAAAGGUUAUCCCUGCUGAUGCUGGAGGUUCUUAUGGCUCAUGGAUGCAUCAUUGUGCAUGCAGAGGACAUGUGCUCACAGGACAUUGUGUUCCUCUUAUCAGCAGAGGUACCUUGGUUAUUGCAAAAAGCUUUCUCUCAUGUCCUUUGGGUCAACAUUUGAUGGCACAGCUCUUGUAGCUCUGGAGCACCUCUCUGGAUGAAGUUUGGGUGUGCUUCAAAUUGUUUCAUGUGGUCUCCCACCUGGCAGAUCAUUGAUACAUUGGUUUACCAUUAGGCAGAGGAAGACAUUUCUUCAGAAAUGAGAAAGCACUGUUGAUGCUCACAUUAUAGAGAUGUGUGUAAGAAGUAUUUUUCAAGCCUGUGAUGACAGCUGCAGAUAGAAGGCUGGUACGGUGCCCCUAUGCCAACCGAAUCUGCUUCCAAGCCAGAGAAAUGAAUAAUGUAAAAACAGCUUUUCCAGUCCCUUGUAGAGAGAAGUCGCUGCAUGGUUUAAAUGUGCUGUUAAAUCUGCAAGUAAUGAACUGUCACCUAAAUACAGUGGUCUGUAUGUUUAAUAACAAAAUAAUCCUGAACUCCUCUUUUCCCCAACCCCAAUUCUUUUAAUACAAAGGAAGGGUUUUAACUGGGGACUUGGUGCAAACCUUGAGCAUGUGUGUACCCAGCAGGCUUGUUGAAAACAACAACCCAGUAUUGAAACUUGCCUUAACGUAUCGGGGCUUCUGUUUUGCUGUUGGCACCGUAGUAUUUCCAUGCCAAUUCUAUGGGUUGCAGCCUCAAAGAAAUUCGUAGGUUUUUUCCCUUUUCUAUAUGUCUCUGGCAGAUUGCAUUCUGUGCUCAGUUGGUUUGCCAAGUCCAUUCUGGUCCUUCCCUUUGAUAAAGAAGACACAUCACUCUUUGACUUAGCGAGUGGCUUGUCUCUUAUGCAAUGAUAAAAAUAGCCAACCUUCCACCAUGCGUCCUUGGGGUGAAAUCACACCGCAUUAAGGGAAAUGCAUGUCAUUUGCCUUGAUAACGUUUUGCCUCCAGCUAUACGCGUUCCCCCCCCCCAAAGCUAAAUAAAUCAGGCUUGCAAAAGAAGUCCAUGUUUACCUCCUGAUGACCAUUGACAAGAACAGAAACAAGCUAAUGUGCAUCAUGCUUAGGUAGGAUAAUCAGGUGUCUUUUACCUCUUAAAGGGGCGCCACUUCUAAUGUUGUGCUCACUGCAACAUGUAAUGUGGACAUUAGAGUUUAGAGUCUGUUUGUCUGCCAUUAGACUUCAAUGAGAACUUUAAUUCUCUGUGGCUCACGGCAACUCUGCGCAGGCCCAAGUAUUUAGAACAGGUGCACCAAGGCAUCCUGCAAAAUCCAAAAUUCAAAAUUGCCUUGGCUGGAUCUCUAGCCCAUUCUCAACUUUAAAAACCCGCAGUUCUUUCUUAUGUGUGUAUAUUCAUGGUUCUUUUAGGUCAGUGUACAUAUCACUGGAGGAACUGCCGACAAGACAAAUAGACGUUGUACUCAAAUUAUCAAAAACAAAAGCUGAAAAUGCAGCAAAGCUCCAGGGACAUCCCUUACCAUUUCACUGAGUUUAGGAAUUGAUUAUAUCUGCUGCCAUUCUCACCAGACUUUUCUUAAUCGAUGUCGUUCAAUGACCAAUGCUGCUGGAACUCAGAAAAAUCCCUCUUAAUGCAGCUGAACAUAUGUGUGAUUUAGAAAGUAUGUGCGUGUGUGUGUGUGUGUGUGUGGCGUGUAUGAAAAUGGCGUUUCUUGCUUUCCAAAUCCUUGUUCUGUUGUAAUUUUUUUAAAAUGUAAAAUAAAGUAACUAAUUGAA
Molecule: messenger RNA, 4793 nt
Organism: Sceloporus undulatus (fence lizard)
Lineage: Eukaryota; Metazoa; Chordata; Lepidosauria; Squamata; Phrynosomatidae
Gene: ZDHHC7
Product: zinc finger DHHC-type palmitoyltransferase 7
Exons: 8
Coding region: 673-1590 (305 amino acids)
Biological process (GO): protein targeting to membrane; peptidyl-L-cysteine S-palmitoylation
Cellular component (GO): endoplasmic reticulum; Golgi apparatus
Molecular function (GO): protein-cysteine S-palmitoyltransferase activity
Source: RefSeq, a predicted model, not a curated record